Messenger RNA from Dicrocoelium dendriticum, 1607 nucleotides. The record is from the annotation of a GenBank genome assembly. Lineage: Eukaryota; Metazoa; Platyhelminthes; Trematoda; Plagiorchiida; Dicrocoeliidae.
GACUUGCUUCGAUCGCUGAGCGACCACUGCCGAUGCCUCGUUCUUUCAUGUUGCUGUUGUUCUUUUACGGGAUGGUUAUAUUUUCCGAAGAACACAAUCACGUGCAUGAACCACCGCAUUUCAAGUACUCAAGGGAGGCCAAUCUGAGAGAAACCAAAUCACACAGAGUACAUGUGUUAAGACGGAAUUUACGAACUGAUUCCCCGCUGACACUUUGGUUGGAAACCUCCAGCGCGGUGUUGCUAAUUAGCGCAGCUCCCUUCUUCAUACUGUUUCUGCUACCGGAUUUGAAUAAUCACCAGGGUUUACUAAAAGUCCUGUUGGCAUUUGCCGCAGGUGGAUUACUUGGGGAUGCUUUCCUUCACCUCAUUCCUCAUGCGAUCAAUUCCGGUGGCGAGCAUCAUGGGAUUGAAGUUGACCAUCAUAUGUCACACCACAAAGACCGACAUGACCACACGCAUCAUACAAUGGUAGGACUGUCCGUAGUGGCUGGGAUAUUCGUCUUCCUCGUCGUGGAGAAACUCGUUCGCCUUGCUCGACAUGGACAUUUCGACCAUAUCCACGUAGCUGAGCCGUCGUCGGUCCCCAACUCUGUCACCAUUAGCGAUUCGAAGAAUAAAAAAAACAAAAAGGGUGGUGGUGAUGACCACACAAAAAAACGUGAAAAGAAAGCUAACGGGCCAAAACAUGCCAUUGAAAUGCGAGCUUCUGGUUACCUCAAUCUCGCAGCCGAUUCCGUUCACAAUUUCGCAGAUGGGUUGGCUAUCGGUGCCUCCUUCCUCAUAAGUCGCAACGUCGGGAUGAUCACCACCCUCACAGUUUUGCUCCAUGAAUUGCCACAUGAGAUGGGCGAUUACGCUAUCCUCAUUCAGUCCGGUUGUUCGGCUCGUAAGGCCAUGCUGUUGCAGCUGAUCACAGCAAUGGGUGCCGUGUUAGGUGCCUCCCUGAGUCUCUUGAUCGCCGGAGUUGGUAUCGACGGCUUGUCUGGUCAGCCUGAUUCAUUAUUUCUCACUGAAAAUUUGGUGACUGGAUGCGUGUUACCAUUUACGGCCGGUGGCUUCAUCUACAUUGCUAUGACCUCUGUGCUCCCGGAUUUGUUGAACCCCGAGUCUUCGGAACCAAAGACUACUCCUGGAAUCCUCAAACGUUUGACGCAGAGCAUCGCUGAGAUCAUCGCCCUCACCACCGGUGUCACAAUGAUGGCAGCUCUAGGUGCUUUGGAGUGACAUAGUCUGCCUACCCAACCUGUCAACGUUUUGACAGGUUAACUUUCUAUAUCUUUCACCAUGGCUUUCUAUGUCAGUUUUUUCUCCAUUCUGCUCUUGCCACUUCUAUUCAUCAUACCCGUGCUUUAUAUGGUUUCAUUACUGAACUUGUUUCGAAGAUACAACUUUUGUUUUUCCUUUAAAUUUCUGUAAUUUUAUUCCGACUGAUGCGGCGAACUUCCGCGGGAACUCGGGCACUACGUUUGUCUCCCUGUUGCUGCAUUUGCUACGAUUAUCUCGGAUCUUUCACAGGUUUUUUCUUUCCCCAUCAUAUACCGUGGUCAGUGAGGUUGGGUAGUCGAAUCGGCACUUAUUUCCCUUUUAAUCAGAAAGAGUAAAAUG